AUGCGCUCCUCCACAGGAGUCAAAGGACUCCUGCCACUGGCCUGCUUGGCAACUAGUGUAUUGGGUGGAAACAUUCUUAGCACAUCAGGCUUCUCGCAAUGUAUGGAAGGUGGAACCGUGCAGGUCAAGAACCUCGAUGUCUCAUAUGACAAGGACUCCCGAGUCCUCACAUUCGAUGUUGCUGGUACCAGCGACAAGGUGCAGAACGUUACGGCCGAGCUGGUGGUGACUGCCUAUGGCAAAAUUGUCUAUACGAAGGACUUCAGCCCUUGUGAUACUGGCAUGCCGCAGAUGUGCCCUGUACCGGCUGCCAGUUUCGCGUCGCAAGGCAACCAGACGAUCCCCGAAAACUACGCUUCUCAGAUCCCGGCGAUAGCCUUCUCUAUUCCUGAUCUCGACGGCUUGGUCAAGAUGCAGUUGAAGGAUGCAGAUACUGGGGAAAAUGUUGCUUGCGUGGAAUCGACUGUUGGCAAUGGACAAACACUUCAGACACCAAUAAUAUCAUACGUUGCAGUGGGAAUGGCGGCAGCAGCUUUGUUGCUCUCUGGGCUGGCGGGUAUCGCAGCUGGAGGACACCCUGGUGCUUCGUCGCCGUCACCAACAUUCGGAGAGGUCAUUGGCUGGUUCCAAGGUCUCGCCAUGAAUGGUAUGAUGAGCGUACAGUACCCACAGGUAUACCGAAGCUUCACAGCCAACUUCGCUUUCUCGACCGGUCUUGUGCCUUGGGGACAGUUGCAGACCGGAAUAGACAAUUUCCGUGCGAGAACAGGAGGCAAUCUCACCAGCGAUAGCUACGAGUACCUGAAGAAUAAUGCCACUUUGGUGUAUAGCGAUGGCAGUGGCAAUACGACCACCUCGGGAAAGCUUGUGCGACGCGCUCUCGAGACUGUAUUGCUGUGGACUCGCGACGGCACAUCUGUCACGGUCAAUGGCACUUCGGCCAAUAUUGGCGAAGACUCUGGUAGCAGCUCGAACACAACAUCAUCUGGCAACACACGGGAGAACCACCUAGUCAGUGGCAUCCAAGGCUACGUCGAACAGCUACAAAUACCCAGCAGUAACACGUUCCUUACCGUCCUCCUCGUCUUUGCAAUCAUCUGUGGUGCGAUCAUUGUAGUCAUUCUGCUUUUCAAAGUCAUCCUCGAGGCCUGGAGCAUGUUUGGCAACAUUCCCAAGAGCAUGGAAUCGUGGCGCAAGCGUUAUUGGUGGAGAUUGGCCAAAGCACUCACGAAUCUCAUCCUCCUACUCUACGGUACCUGGACACUAUACUGCAUCUUUCAGUUCACAAGUGGCGACUCUUGGGCGGCCAAGAUUUUGGCUGGCGUUACCCUUGGACUUUUUACCGCCGUCCUGGCUUUCUUCUCUUGGAGGAUCUAUACGAAAGCUCACCAGUACAAACAGCUGGAGGGUGAUGCAUCGAAAUUGUACGAGGACAAGGACACAUGGGUCAAAUACAACCUGUUCUACGAGAACUACAAGAAGGGAUAUUGGUGGUUAUUUGUGCCGGUCAUCGUCUACAUGUUCGCGAAAGGCUGUGUCAUCGCUGGUGCCAAUGGUCACGGACUUGUGCAGACGGCUGGCCAGUUGAUCGUUGAGGCAGUGAUGCUGAUUGUGCUCCUUUGGGCUAGACCUUUCCAACGGCGAAGCGGCAACUGGAUCAACAUCUUCAUUCAGGUUGUCCGCGUCAUCUCUGUCGUAUGCAUCCUGAUCUUCGUGGAAGAGCUGGGUAUCAGUCAGACGACCAAGACAAUCACCGGCAUAAUUUUGAUCGUGGUACAGUGUAUCCUUACCGGACUGCUGGCAAUUCUGCUGGUCGUCAACGCCCUCAUCAACUGCAUCCGCGAAAACCCACACAGGAAGGCCCGCAAGGCAGCGGAGAAGAACAAGCUUGAACGGGAUUUGGACGACCUUACACCACUUGAUGCGCGCAACUCGUUGCUCAUGGAGCCAAUGGCGCAAAGACCAGGUGUGCCUGGUCCACCACCUUAUAGCGACAGGAAAGGCCGGUAUGAUCCGGUGCCACGAGAUCAUUCGCCAGCUUUGGGAUCGGAACGCAGCUUAAGCAGACCGCCUCGAUUCGGUCGUGAGGACGACGGUGCUCGUCUUGUUUCUGAUGCCGCUAGCAUGGGACGACGAAACGACAGGAGCGUCAGUCGCAGUCCGGAUCGUCAGCCCACAUUACCUGAUGUUUACGGACGAGCUCAUUAG
This is a messenger RNA of Recurvomyces mirabilis, 2208 nucleotides long. RefSeq lists its product as uncharacterized. Bases 1 to 2208 code for a protein of 735 amino acids. Gene Ontology annotation, biological process: fungal-type cell wall biogenesis; transmembrane transport. NCBI's taxonomy places the organism in Eukaryota, Fungi, Ascomycota, Dothideomycetes, Mycosphaerellales, Teratosphaeriaceae. The transcript is spliced from 2 exons. The record is from RefSeq and is a predicted model, not a curated record. Gene Ontology annotation, cellular component: membrane.